UUGUCAUCCCAGCUUUUGUUGAGUGAAAAAUUAAAAUUUAUUAUACAUUUGAAGGUAUUUCUAACUUAGAAUGGGUAAAAAAGUGUUUAAAAUGACGUGAGAACAUCAAAAAGUGUCUAUUGAAACAGCAGCAUAAGCGUUACAGUGCGAGCCCAUCCUCAAUUCCGGGCCAGAGUGUGAGUUUGUAGUUAAAACAAGAGAGAGACAAGAUAAUGGAGUUAUCUUCUAUUAAGAUGUUCUUUAGCAUGAAUUAUUUUAAGAACACUGAUGAUGAGAAAACCUCCAAUGAAAUGGAGGAUACAGUAAUUGUGCAAAAAGAUGAGACUAAGGAAAUUAAUUUUGAUCGCGCUGAGCCAGAUUCUACGUCAAAACAGUGUGGCACAAGCUCAAAUCUGCCAGAUUCAGAAACAUCUCAGAAAAACUGCAUGUCUGAGUCUGACGUAGCUCUAAGCAGUGAAGGCCCAAGUAACGAGCAGAAAACCAAGAAACUAAAACUAGAUAUAAAUAAAGCAAGGCUCCUGUGCGAAGCGAUAGAUGAUACGGAUUCGAGCCCGUCCAGCAACGUUGAAAACACACCCAAACAAGUUUGGCUUAAAAACGAAAGUGAAGACGGGUUCAAAUUCCGCAGUCUUGACUUUGAUAAGUCUUAUGACAUAUACGAAAUGUCUGAGAGCUCAUCCCUUGUUGAAGAAGAGAACCUUGAUGAAGAAUCGUCGGACAGAUCAGACAUAUCAGUAAUAUCGGCUGACAACGAAGAAAUCAAGAUGUGUCGUAAAGUGGAACCGGAAGCAACAGAAGACUAUCAGCGAGUACAAUCGGCCAGCGCUGAGCCAUUUGCGGACAUAGAAGUUGAGAAAAAUGAAGAAGAACGCAUCAUGAUGCUGUUGGAAUACCAAAUGAACCUGCAAAAGUUAGAUUGCAUACUCAAAAAAGUGCUUUCAGAGUUCCAAUUUCAAAUCGAAGUAUCAAAAGUGUUCCAUUGCCGUUCCAUUGUCACCACGCUGCCUGGAACUGACAUCACUAACAUCCCAAAUACGUUGGGCGAGGUCACGUACAUUGACAACUUAGACCGCGGUGUUAGUCCGUCUGGGUCAUGGAAUAUCGUCAUGGAAAAGGAAGACGACGAUGCGAAAUUAAAAUUAAAAAAGCAGCUAUCUUCUAUGAAGCACUGCAUUGACGAUUUCAUAGACACCUAUCUUCAAAAGCAGAAGAAAUGCAAGAAGUUUUUACCCAAAAACAAGAAAAAGUUCAAGUAUUUCGAUUACCCGGACUACAGAGACGCUAUGCUCAGUCUAUUCUCCCCAGAACAUAUCAAAGAGGAUACUAACGUCACGAACGUUACCAAAAUGAGCGAUUACGACGAACACGACGCGCCUAAAUGCGUCUGCAGGUGCCAGCUACACCGAUCCCCAUCUACGCCCACCGAUUCUGGUCUUACCACUAAAAACGACCGAUCUAUAUCCAGUCAGUCAAUAACCUCUUCAAUCGGCAACUUCAGUCUCGAUUCAUCCACUCUGACCGCCUACUCCGAGUCCCUAGACCAGAUAGUGAGCUACAAUAGCUUCCAAGACACAAGUUUCUACAGCACGUUGCUUCAAAAAGCUGCAAUCGAACGCAUAACAUUCUACGUUCAAGUGCACAGCAUACAGCUGAAAUGCGAGCCGUCUGAUCAGGAAUUCGAGUCGAAAAACGUCAUAACUUUCCAUUGUCCGGCUUGUAAAUCGCUAGAAAGCGAUGAGAAUGGUCUACUAAGACAUAUAUUGAGCCAACGUCACUGUGAGAAGAUUCAUUUUCUGUACAAGACUGCGUAUAUCAAGAAAUGCGUGUCAGCAGGCAAGGAAAUACAGCCCAGUACUGUGUUAAACCCUAUGAAGAUGUAUCGUGAUGAGAACAAGAUAGUAUGCUUCGGAGAUGCCAUGUAUGCUUGCUCGUUAUGCUUCGAGAACAUCAUCGUCGGUGAGUCUGUUCUCAUGGCACACUGCUCCGACCCAGAACAUGUGGAACGCAGAGAUAAAUUUUUCGAAAUCAUAGAAUAAGUGCAUGUUGCAUGAAUUAGUUCCUUGCUUUUAGUUUUCUUAGAAUGCUGGUGUCGUUACUAAAGAUUUUUCUCAAAUUAUAACUUUUUUGUCGAGUUCAUUGUGCCAUAUUUUUUAUCAAAAUAAUCAACAAAAAAGAGCCAUUCCCAUUUCGAAGGCACCAGUUUGUUUAGUGUAUUUCUAAACUAAUAGCAAGGGAUACAUUUUAAUCGUAAAAUAGGUAAUUUGUAUACUUACUUAUUUACUUUAUGAUAUCUUACAGUUUUAGCACUUUUUACUUACACACUUUUGGGUUGGGUCAAAACUUUUAUUACAUUUUUUUCUAACAUUUUACAUAUUUUUUUACUAAUAAAAAUUUUAAAAAAAUGUAGACAAUACCGUGCUAAAACUCUAAGGUUUCUCUAAUUUAUUUAUGUAAGUAGUGACAGCAAUUUUAUAAUUCCAUUAUUAUUGUUUUUUUGUACAAAAAUUAAUACUGAUCAGAUCUCAAGUUGAUUUAUUCAUAUAUUUUUGAUGGCCCUUUUUGUUCUUAAAAAGCGACCAAAGUUAGUCCAGUUAAGGAGAAAUGAAUUAGGUAUUUUAACCCCGUUGCUGACUUUUUAACGACCCUUACGAUAUUUUGGUUUAAUUUUAUU
Molecule: messenger RNA, 2671 nt
Organism: Ostrinia nubilalis (European corn borer)
Lineage: Eukaryota; Metazoa; Arthropoda; Insecta; Lepidoptera; Crambidae
Exons: 2
Coding region: 213-2036 (607 amino acids)
Source: RefSeq, a predicted model, not a curated record